UGUCAGUUGGGGCUAGCCAGCUAACUCACCUAUUAACGAUAACAUUCAGACUAUAUUCACAGGACAGAAAUAUCAAUACCUAAAAUGGAAAAACAGUUUGAGGAAAUAGAUUCGUCUGGGCAGUGGCAAAACCUUUAUAAUGAAAUCCGAAACCAAGCCAGCGACUAUUCAUAUAAGGUGGCAAAACUUCCGGAGAAUCAGAAUCGAAACCGAUAUAGAGAUGUCAGCCCCUAUGAUCACAGUCGCGUUAAACUUGAAAACUCUGAAAAUGACUACAUCAAUGCAAGUCUAGUCGUGGUGGAGGAAGCUCAAAGAGCCUAUAUUCUGUCUCAGGGCCCCUUGAAGAACACCUGCGGUCACUUCUGGUUGAUGGUCUGGGAGCAGAACUCCAAAGCUGUUAUAAUGCUGAACAGAAUCAUAGAGAAGGGGUCUGAGAAGUGUGCUCAGUACUGGCCUACAGCUGAGGAACAGCAGCUAUCUUACACUGACACAGGGUUUGUCGUGACGCUAGUGAAGGAAGAGGACAAGUCCAACUACAUCAUACGAGUGUUGGAGCUGAGGAACACAGAGACAGGAGGAACCACAGAGAUAUACCACUUUCACUACACCACCUGGCCUGACUUUGGUGUCCCAGAAUCCCCGGCCUCUUUCCUCAACUUCCUGGUCAAGGUGCGGGAGUCUGGCUCAUUGGGGCCGGAGCACGGGCCCUCCGUGGUCCACUGCAGCGCUGGGAUUGGACGUUCGGGGACCUUCUCGUUGGUCGACACGUGUCUCAUCCUGAUGGACAAGAGGAAGGACUCGUCGUCAGUGGACAUUCUGAGAGUUCUGCUGGACAUGAGGGAGUACCGGAUGGGUCUGAUCCAGACUCCUGACCAGCUACGUUUCUCCUACAGGGCUGUCCUGGAGGGAGCCAAGAGCAUCAUGGGAGACUGCUCUGCACAGGUAAACACCGCUAACCCUAACCACACACCUAGCUAGCUGGAGGGAGCCAAGAGCAUCAUGGGAGACUGCUCUGCACAGGUACACACUGUAACUAGUGUAAGGGAUGAGUCCUGUGUCACCG
Molecule: messenger RNA, 1063 nt
Organism: Oncorhynchus gorbuscha (pink salmon)
Lineage: Eukaryota; Metazoa; Chordata; Actinopteri; Salmoniformes; Salmonidae
Product: tyrosine-protein phosphatase non-receptor type 1-like
Exons: 8
Coding region: 85-978 (297 amino acids)
Biological process (GO): protein dephosphorylation
Molecular function (GO): protein tyrosine phosphatase activity
Source: RefSeq, a predicted model, not a curated record